AUGGCCCACCAAUUCUCUCUUCCUCCCCUUCCCUACGCCUACGAUGCCCUCGAACCCGCCAUCUCCUCCCAAAUCAUGCAAAUCCACCACCAAAAGCACCACCAAACCUACAUCACAAACCUAAACGGGGCGCUCGCCGCGCUCGAGAAAGCCCAGUCCGCCAGCGACGUCCCCCAGCUCAUCUCUCUGCAGCAGAAGAUCAAGUUCAACGGCGGUGGACACAUCAACCACUCGCUGUUCUGGCAGAACCUGGCGCCCUACGGGUCCGCGGAGACCGAGAUCGAGAAGGCCGCGCCUUCGUUGAAGGCGGCGAUUGAAGCGCAGUGGGGAUCCUUGGGGGCGUUCCGGGAAGCGUUUGCGGGUCUCUUGUUGACGCUGCAGGGCAGUGGAUGGGGAUGGUUGGUCAAGGUGAAGAGUGCAGGCGAGGAGAGGUUGGAGAUUGUCUCGACGAAGGAUCAGGAUCCUGUGAGUGAGGGGACGCCGGUGUUUGGGGUGGAUAUGUGGGAGCAUGCGUAUUACCUUCAGUAUCUCAAUAAUAAGGCCUCGUAUGUCGAGGGUAUCUGGAAGGUCAUUAACUGGAAGACGGCGGAGGAUCGGUUCAAGAACGGAGUCCGCGGAGAUUUGCUGUUGAAGUUGUAG
Aspergillus melleus is the source of this 639-nucleotide messenger RNA. RefSeq names its product superoxide dismutase. Gene Ontology annotation, molecular function: superoxide dismutase activity; metal ion binding. The coding region runs from base 1 to 639 and encodes 212 amino acids. Gene Ontology annotation, cellular component: mitochondrion. Lineage: Eukaryota; Fungi; Ascomycota; Eurotiomycetes; Eurotiales; Aspergillaceae. The record is from RefSeq and is a predicted model, not a curated record. Gene Ontology annotation, biological process: superoxide metabolic process. The transcript is spliced from 3 exons.